Messenger RNA from Schizophyllum commune H4-8, 1791 nucleotides. Its product is annotated as FAD/NAD(P)-binding domain-containing protein. Gene Ontology annotation, molecular function: N,N-dimethylaniline monooxygenase activity; flavin adenine dinucleotide binding; NADP binding. The coding region runs from base 1 to 1791 and encodes 596 amino acids. NCBI's taxonomy places the organism in Eukaryota, Fungi, Basidiomycota, Agaricomycetes, Agaricales, Schizophyllaceae. The transcript has 13 exons. The record is from RefSeq and is a predicted model, not a curated record.
AUGACCCAGACCGUUGUAAUUAUUGGCGGAGGUCCUAGUGGCUUGGUCACUCUGAAGACCUUGCUUGAGAAUAGGAGGGAAGAAUAUCCUUUUGAGCCAAUACUGUUCGAGCAAGAAGACGAUAUUGGCGGGACCUUCCGGUAUCGCUCUUACGAGAAUUCCAACCUCGUCUCUUCAAAGCAAUUGACAUGCUUCUCUGACUUCCGCAUGCCUCUCACACAUCCGGACCAUCUCACUCUAGAAGAAUACGUGCAAUAUUUGCGAGACUACUGCGACAACUUCGACCUAUGGCACAAGAUACACGUGCGCUCACGCGUCGUCAAUAUAGCCCGAAACCCUGCCGGCGGACACAUAGUGUCGUACAUAGGUCAAGACACAGACGGCAAAUGGGAUCCAAACUCCCUCAAAGUCAUCCACGCGGCAUACGUCGCCGUCUGCUCUGGCCUGCACGUUCUCCCUGAGAUUCCAAAGAUACCUGGAAUCGAGCACGUCCUUGAGCCGAAGCCAGGUCGGCCACAGCCAGCCGUCUACCACUCGCACGAGUACAAGUCGCGGGAUCAGCUUGCAGGGAGACGAGUGAUGAUACUGGGAACUGGUGAGACUGGUAUGGACCUGGCGUAUGAAGCGGCGAAAGCUGGUGCGGAGGAGGUCGUUCUGUGUUCUCGUGCAGGGUUCCUAUCGUUCCCCAAGGCCCUGAAUGACUUCGAGUUGUUUGGGUUCAAGUUCGACUCUCCGACGCCUAUCCCUAUUGACUCGCUCAUCACAAACCUUGCUGAGACCGCCUACGUCCACCCUUGGGUAGCGGCAUCGCACAUACGGUGGUUUAUCUCGGACUUCGUCAUCAAGCGCGUGCUUUGGCUGCUUACAGGUACCCAGGCGGGUUGUAACCAGUGGGUGGGCGAACUGGAACCCGAACGCCUGGGACGAGCGUAUGUCUUCCUCAACAAGUCCCACAAAGCUAUGCCCUACAUAAACCGCCCGUACCGCAAGCGCUCCAAAUACCUCGACUACCUCUCCCGCUACAUUGACCCGCCCGAGGACUCCCCGCCCGCCACGAACUUCACCGUCGACCUCGCGCCCUUCCCCGAGCGCUUCCUGCCUAAUGGGCGUGCAAUAUUCCCAUACCUGCCUCACCGAAAAGACUCGGUAAGGAUGGCGGACAGAGACGUGCGCCCGGACACGGUGAUCUUCGCGACGGGGUAUCGGCAGGAGUUCAAGUUCUUCGACAAGGAGGGCGGGUAUGCAACCGCAGGGGACGCGGAUGUGAGGAAUGUGGUGAAGGAGGGGGAUGAGUCGGUGGCGUUUAUUGGGUUUGUGAGGCCGGGCGUGGGUGCCAUCCCGCCCAUCGCCGAGAUGCAGGUCUUCUUCUGGAUCUCGCUCAUCAAGGGGCAGGUGCGCAAGCCCCUCCCGCCACCGCACUACCACUUGCUCGUCAAGGACACGGCGCGCAUCAAGUACGGCGUCGACCACUCGACGUAUAUGAGCACGCUGGCCAAGGAUAUCGGGGCUGCGCCUGGCCUCUUGGAGCUCUGGAGGGAGUAUGGCAUGCAUGUGCUUAUUUGUUACUGCUUUGGCGCCGCAUUCACGUCCUUCUAUCGUCUUGUAGGCCCUUACAAGUCGGCUACGGCGCCAGGCGUCAUCAAGACGGAGAUUUGGGACACGAUCACCAGGAGAGGGUUGCUGGGAAACUUCUUCAUGGGCUUGAUUCCGAUGGUGUUCUACUUGACGAUCAACGCCAUGGCUUUCGUGCUAGGGACAAUGUGGAAGGCACUGGGUGGGCGUGUCGAAUGA